UGUCCACGCGCUGCAAGUUUUUUGGAAUUUUGAACGCAUGCUGCAAGAAAACGACAAAAUGAAACCAAAAGACAACGAUCUUGCUUCUAUGUCUGCAUUUGCUGUUUACAGUCAAAGGAAGAAGCUUACUUCUGAAACUCCAGAAAGUGUGGAGACACAACCCAAAAGAAUGAAAUUAGAAAAAAAUGUUGAAGUUUCUGAUGUAAGAGAUACUGAAGAAAUCAAUGUUGAACCUUCUACUGAAGAAAUCGACCAUCAAGAUUUUCUUCCUGAAUUACAAGAAGCAGCUAGCAGUAGUCAAAAACAUCCUGGACUUGCAUUAAAUAAAAAUGUUGUUCCAUGUGGCAAUUUUGUAGCUGAAAAAAGUUUCAAAUGGAUGAUUUUUCCAAUGUCACCAGAGAAAUUUUUUGAUGAUUUCUGGGAAAAAAAUUAUGCACAUAUCUCGAGAAAUGAUGGAAAGUAUUGGAAUUGCCUUUACAGUUGUGAAGAUUUUGACAGAAUAUUAAAAAAUAAUAGAGUUGAAUUUGGCAAAGAUAUUGAUAUCACAGAGUAUUAUGAUGGUGUUCGAAAAACAGUAGAAGCUGAAGGCAUAGCAAAUAGAAAUGCUGUGUGGAGCUUUUAUCAGGAUAAUUGUACAAUCAGAAUGAAAAAUCCACAGGCUUAUCAUGACAAAUUGUAUCAGCUGCUAUCCCAUCUUCAAGAGUAUUUUGGAAGUUUUAUGGGUGUUAACAUGUAUUUAACACCACCUGAAUCUCAAGGAUUUGCUCCUCAUUAUGAUGAUAUUGAAGCUUUUGUUCUACAAAUAGAAGGAAGGAAAUUGUGGAAAAUUUAUGCACCUAGAAAUGAAGAUGAAAAGCUUCCAAGAGUUUCUAGUCCAAAUUUUACUCAGGAUGAGAUCGGUAUUCCUAUUUUUGAAGUUGAAUUGAAAGCUGGCGAUAUGCUUUACUUUCCUCGUGGAUUUAUACACCAGGCAAAAACAGUUGGUGACUGUCAUUCUCUUCAUCUUACUAUAUCAACUUAUCAAAAUAAUACAUGGGGUGAUUUAAUGCAAGUGAUGCUACCUAGAGCUUUAGAAAUUGCUAUGGCAAAUGAUGUGGAAUUUCGGGAAUCUCUGCCUAAGGACUAUCUGGAUCAUGUUGGGAUGGCGUAUGAGAACAAAAAUGAAGCUAAAGAAGACAAUGUCACAGAAUUGUGCUACGAACUGUCGUUUGCUGAAGUCUGCAUACGAUUUCAAUUACAGAUUAAGCCUGCCUCCCCUUCCCCCUCCCUGACCAGAAUAGAAAAGGGGAUACAGCAGAAAGAGAAUCAUUUUUCAAGAAAAAUGAAAAAACUAUCUAAAAAACUUCUCACUUAUUUGCCAGUUGAUGAAGCUGCCGAUAUCCAUGCAAAAAAUUUCAUUCACAGUUGCUUGCCACCUGCUUUUAUUGCUAAAGAGAAGAAGAAUAGUGUACAUGGUAAUUCUUAUAGUUGGAGAAAUGGUGUUAUUUCUACUGAAUCUCUAAAAUUAGAGACUAGAAUAAGGCUCAUAAGAAAAAGAAUUUUUAGAAUGGUAUUUGAGGAGGAUUCAGUCAGGUUGUAUCAUACCUUGGCGAAUUCCAAAGAGUACAAAGAGAAUGAAAUUAAAUAUGUCGAAGCUGAUGAGACGUUAAUCCCUGCUGUGCAGUUUUUAUUGCAUUCUUUUCCUAAUUAUAUUGAAGUUGCUGACUUGCCUCUUGAAACUGAUAAUGAUAAAUUGCUGUUUGCAAACGACCUGUAUAAUAAUGGAUUUUUAAUGACGGAAGAACCUCUUCAAAAAAUAAAAGAAUGAGUGAGGGUGAAAUUUUUGAUGUAUAUUUCAAUAAAUAUUUGCUUUU
Molecule: messenger RNA, 1853 nt
Organism: Uloborus diversus
Lineage: Eukaryota; Metazoa; Arthropoda; Arachnida; Araneae; Uloboridae
Gene: NO66
Product: ribosomal oxygenase 1-like
Exons: 16
Coding region: 38-1807 (589 amino acids)
Cellular component (GO): nucleolus
Molecular function (GO): histone H3K4 demethylase activity; histone H3K36 demethylase activity
Source: RefSeq, a predicted model, not a curated record